Micromonas pusilla CCMP1545 is the source of this 465-nucleotide messenger RNA. RefSeq lists its product as uncharacterized. The record is from RefSeq and is a predicted model, not a curated record. The transcript has a single exon. The coding region runs from base 1 to 465 and encodes 154 amino acids. NCBI's taxonomy places the organism in Eukaryota, Viridiplantae, Chlorophyta, Mamiellophyceae, Mamiellales, Mamiellaceae.
AUGCCGCCGAAGAAAGGCGGCAAGAAGGGCAAGGCGGCGAAGGCGCCGGCGUACGCGUCCAAGGCGGCGGACUGCGAGCCGUUCGGGUUCCUCGCGCGAGACUUGAUUCGAACGCCGCUCGGUCUGGACGCGGUCGUCCUCGGGGUCAAGUACCCAGACCCGAAGCGGCCGGGAGAGAACGGCGUGAUGUGGGUGCAGUACGCCGCGACGAAGCUCGAGGCGCCCAUCGAGGACCCGAAGACGACGGCGGGGUACACGAAGCUGUCCGAGGGGACGCACGUGCUGCGAGAGGCGAACCGGUGCGCGCGAGAGAUUCGCGUCGCGCGCGAGAAGAAGGAGGCGGCGGAGGCGGCGAAGCGCGCGAAGGAGGAGGCCGCGCGGAGGGAGUUGGAGGCGCUCGAGGCGAAGAAGAACAAGAAGAAACCGAAGCCGAAGCCGCCGCCCGCGGAGGAGGCGGCGGCGUGA